CCCGGCUCUGGACGCAGCCGCGCCCGCAGCCGCCGCGCCUCUCUCCGCAGAGCCCAGCGCCCGCCGCCGCGAUGCCCGCCCCGGCCCUGGCGCUGAGCGGCCAGGUGCUCCCCGCCUUCCUGCUCUGCAGCACCCUGCUGGUCAUCAAGAUGUACGUGGUGGCCGUCAUCACCGGCCAAGUGCGGCUGCGGAAGAAGGCUUUCGCCAACCCCGAGGAUGCCCUGAGGCACGGAGGCCCCCAGUUUUGCCGGGAUGACCAGGACGUGGACCGCUGCCUCAGAGCCCACCGGAACGACAUGGAGACCAUCUACCCGUUCCUGUUCCUGGGCCUGGUCUACUCCUUCCUGCAGCCCAACCCCUUCGUGGCCCACGUGCACUUCCUGCUCGUCUUCCUGGGUCGCAUGGUGCACACCGUGGCCUACCUGGGCAAGCUGCGCGCGCCCAUCCGCUCCCUGGCCUACACGCUGGCCCAGCUGCCCUGCGCCUCCAUGGCCCUGCAGAUCGUCUGGGAGGCAGCCCGCCACCUGUGACCGGCAGCGGACACCUCCGCGCCAGCCGCUGGCCGCCUGCCGCCGGGGCCCGGACUUGGGGAACCGGGCGUCCCUUCGAGAUGGGGAUGGGCCCCGGGACCUGGCUUCCGGCAGCCUGCUGAGCGUGGGCUCCUGGACCGGUGGCCCGUGUGUGUGUCCCUUGGAUUCCUGGGUGAAGUGGCCAGUUGGAACCGUUUGGAGAUGGCUGUCAAGAUUGAUAGACAGUGGCUCAGUGGUUGAGCAUCAGUCUCUGAACCAGGAGGUCACGGUUCGAUUCCCGGUCAGGGCACAUGCCCGGGUUGCUGGUUCGAUCCCCAGUGGGGGGCGUGCAGGAGGCAGCCGAUCAAU
This is a messenger RNA of Myotis myotis, 878 nucleotides long. It is a transcript of the gene PTGES, whose product is annotated as prostaglandin E synthase. Gene Ontology annotation, biological process: prostaglandin biosynthetic process. The transcript is spliced from 3 exons. Gene Ontology annotation, molecular function: prostaglandin-E synthase activity. Gene Ontology annotation, cellular component: membrane. NCBI's taxonomy places the organism in Eukaryota, Metazoa, Chordata, Mammalia, Chiroptera, Vespertilionidae. The record is from RefSeq and is a predicted model, not a curated record. The coding region runs from base 72 to 530 and encodes 152 amino acids.